AUGCCUCAAUUGUCCAAUAGCGUCGUGGUUGCAGCUAUCCAAUCAGCCCCUGUGUCAUUUGAUCUGCCAAAGAGCCUACGAAAAGUGGCUCAGUUCACCUCGCAGGCCGCAGCCGCAGGUGCUGACCUCGUCGUUUUCCCGGAGGGGUUCCUGUCUGCAUAUCCAUGGAGGUAUGCCUUUGAUGCAACAAUCGGCACGCGAGAGCCUCGAGAAGCAGGCCGCAAGUGGUACUCUCGAUACUACAACUCAGCUGUUGCCAUUCCUUCACCAGAGCUGGAUCAGUUAUGUGAGAUAGCCAGCAACAACAACGUUCACCUUCAAGUGGGAAUCAUAGAAAAAGACGGCGGAACUCUCUACUGCACAGCGUUGCUUCUGAGUCGCGAUGGUGCCGUCUUGUCCCGACAUCGCAAGUUGAUCCCAACGGCAGCUGAGCGGUUGGUUUGGGGUAGAGGCGCCGGUGAUGGGCUGGAUGUUGUGGACCUUGAUAUUGGCAAAGUCGGAGGGCUCAUCUGGAUUUACAUUGCCCCAAACGCCGAUGAUCUGCCAAGUUGGAUCGCAACAAUGCAACAUAUUGCGAAAGAAGGGCGAUGCUUUGUUAUAUCCGUAAAUCAAUUUUGCAAGGUGUCUGAUUUUCCUUCUGACUACCCCCCAUUUACACCAGAACACUACGACCGCAAGCCCGACGGGUCUCGAUGGGAGGCAGAAGACGUCCUGAGCCAUGGCGGUUCUUGUGUGGUCGGGCCUCUUGGUACCUUUGUUUCGCAGCCAGUGUGGGACAAAGAGGAAAUAAUCCUCGCAACUUUGGAAAUGUCCGAUAUUGUAGAGGCUCGGUUGGACUUUGACCCCGUUGGUAGCUACUCGCGGCCGGAUAUCUUCUCAUUGACCGUGAGCAAAAAGCCUGGGGUAAAUGUAGCAUUUGAAGAGGCUGUCUAG
Molecule: messenger RNA, 933 nt
Organism: Penicillium canariense
Lineage: Eukaryota; Fungi; Ascomycota; Eurotiomycetes; Eurotiales; Aspergillaceae
Product: carbon-nitrogen hydrolase family protein
Exons: 8
Coding region: 1-933 (310 amino acids)
Molecular function (GO): catalytic activity
Source: RefSeq, a predicted model, not a curated record